This is a messenger RNA of Portunus trituberculatus (swimming crab), 1885 nucleotides long. RefSeq names its product RNA-binding protein cabeza-like (gene caz). The record is from RefSeq and is a predicted model, not a curated record. Gene Ontology annotation, molecular function: RNA binding; transcription coregulator activity. The transcript is spliced from 11 exons. NCBI's taxonomy places the organism in Eukaryota, Metazoa, Arthropoda, Malacostraca, Decapoda, Portunidae. The coding region runs from base 147 to 1808 and encodes 553 amino acids. Gene Ontology annotation, biological process: regulation of DNA-templated transcription. Gene Ontology annotation, cellular component: nucleus.
AGAGUGACGUCAGGAAGCGGCGCCACUCAGCAGCGGCGUCUAUCUGAACAUCGCAAGGACUCUUCCGGCGACCACUGCUUUACCCGCGUGUGUCCUGCCCUAGAGUGACUUCCUUGUGAUCCAGGAACUCCAGUGCAGCCCAGGCCAUGGCGGAAACACAGUACAAUUAUAGUGGCGGGUAUGCCAGCGGGGGCAGUAGUGGUGGCGGGGGAAGCAGCGCUGGCACGGGGAGCUAUGGAGGCUAUAGCAACACCUCCAGUGCUGCUCCUCCCCCAGCCUCCUCCUACUCCCAGCCCCAGUAUGGCGGCUACUCGGCACCUCCGCCCCAGGGGUACUCCCAGAGCCAGGCCCCCUACGCCGCCCCACCCACAUACGGAGCCCCGCCACCCCAGGGUGGGCCAGGCAGCUCAUACAGUGGCUAUGGGAUGCAGCAGCAGAGUCAGCCUCCAGUGCAGCCUCCAGCGGCAAGCAGUGGGGGCUACAACAGCUAUGGUGGCCAGUCUCAGGGCUAUGAGCAGAACAGUAGCUACCAGUCUGGCAACUAUGGCCAGCCCCCCUCCAAUACUUACGGGGGCCAGCAUGCCAGUAGCUAUGGCAACCAGCCCAGUGCUAACUAUUCAAACGUCCAGCCUCAAGGGAACUAUGGUGGCCCUCCCCCACCUCAAGGAAGCUAUGGUGGUCCUCCCUCAGGGGGAAAUUAUGGGGGGCCACAGGGCCCUAACUAUGGGGCACCCCCUCCCUCAAAUGGAAGUUAUGGUGGUCAAAGUGGUGGAUUUAACAGUGCUCUAGGCAUGGCUCCUCCCCCCCAGUCUGCCCCUCCAGGCUAUGGUGGCAUGCAGGGGCCUCCAGAGAACCGGCUCUCAACCCCCACUCAUAGGCGGGAUCAAGGGAGAGGUUAUUACAAAGAGGACAGUGGUGGGAGCUACAGUGGUCGCUCCUACGACGGGGACAGUCGCGGAGGCAGCUCCGGCGACCGCUUCAGGGGUGAGUCCGCUGACCUGGUCAUGCAGGAGGACACAAUCUUUGUCUCCGGUAUGCCCACCAACGCCACCGAGGACGACGUCAAGGAAUACUUUGGCUCCAUUGGGGUGAUCAAGGUGGACAAAAGAACACAGCGUCCCAAGAUUUGGAUGUACAAAGACAAAGCCACCGGCCGCAUGAAGGGAGAGUGCACUGUGACCUUUGACGAUCCCUACACUGCAAAGUCUGCCAUCAAGUGGUUCGACAACAAGCUCUUCAUGGAACGCAUCGUCAAGGUUCAGCUGGCAGAGAGGCCAAAGAGCAACUACGAGCGUGGCCGUGGCGGCUACGGCGGCGGUGAUGAGCGUGGUGGUGGUGGUGGUGGUGGUGGUGGCGGCGGUGGUGGUGGUGGUGGUGGUGGUGGUGGUGGCCGAGGCAGAGGCGGAGGAGACAGAGGGUUUGACAGGCGUGGUGGUGGAGGACCCCCAGGCCGUGGUGGUGACCGUGAUGGGCGUGACGGACCGCCGAGUGGAGGGCGAGGACGUGCUGGUGAUUGGCGGUGUCCUGUUCCCAACUGUGGCAACAACAACUUUGCCUGGCGUUACAGCUGCAACCGCUGCAACGAACCAAAACCUCCCAGCCUUGAUGAUGACAGCAACGGUGGAGGUGGUUUCCGUGGAGGUUUCCGUGGCCGAGGGGACCGUGGGGGCUUCAGGGGCCGUGGUGGGGACCGUGGGGGUCGAGGGGGCAUGAGGGGUCGAGGAGGGUAUGGUGACCGUGAUGGUGACCGUGAUGGAGGUGGCCCAAUGAAGGGUGACCGUGGCCCAGGAAGGUCAAGGCCCUACUAAGACACCCCAGCAGAGGUGCACACGUGUUGAGUUAUAUUUUACCGUCUAGGUUAGGACCAUUUGCAUACUGAACAGGA